CCAGUAGGAAGUAAAUCUCUGUUUGCUGAGCCGGUGCAGGCUGUUUGUUUAUUUGACAGUUUUGUCUUAAAAACGCAGCAGAGCAUCAACAUGUUGAAGGCAGUGAUUUUAAUUGGGGGCCCGCAGAAAGGCACACGGUUCCGGCCUUUGUCAUUCGAGGUGCCCAAGCCCUUGUUUCCAGUGGCUGGUGUCCCCAUGCUGCAGCACCACAUUGAAGCCUGUGCUAAGGUACCAAAUCUGAAGGAGAUUUUGCUAAUCGGUUUUUAUCAGCCAAAUGAAGAACUGAACAGAUUCCUGUUUAAUGCACAGCAGGAGUUCAAAAUUUCCAUCAGGUAUUUGCAGGAGUAUGUAGCCCUGGGCACAGGAGGGGGAAUCUAUCACUUUAGAGACCAGAUUGUGGCUGGCAGUCCAGAGGCUUUCUUUGUCCUGAAUGCUGAUGUCUGUUCAGCGUUUCCUCUCGCAGAGAUGCUGAAUUUUCAGAAGGAACAUGGAGAGCCAAACAGCUUUGUUAUCCUUGGGACAACGGCAAACAGGAAGCAGUCCUUGAAUUAUGGCUGUAUUGUGGAAAAGGAGGACACAAAUGAGGUCCUACAUUAUGUAGAAAAGCCAAGCACAUUUGUGAGUGACAUCAUCAACUGUGGCAUAUACCUCUUUAACCCAGAGAUCUUCCAGCACAUCGGAACUGUCUUUCAGAAGAAUCAGCAGGACAUGUUGCUAUAUCCAUAUGAUGGAGAAGACUCGAUCAAUGGCUGGCACCGAGCGGAGGCCAUCGGGCUGGAGCAGGACGUCUUCACCAACCUGGCAGGACAGGGAAAGCUCUACGUUUACAAGACGUCCAGUUUCUGGAGCCAGAUUAAAUCUGCAGGGUCAGCCAUUUAUGCGAGUCGAUUGUACCUGAACCAGUACCACACCACUCACUCUGAGAGACUGGCCACAAACACGGAGAGAGGGCCCAGAAUAAGUGGUAAUGUUUAUAUACAUCCCACGGCCAAUAUUGAUCCCACUGCUACGUUGGGACCCAACGUCUCUAUUGGCACUGGUGUGACGAUCGGUGCUGGAGUCAGAGUCCGAGAGUCCAUCAUCCUCCACGGAGCCAAUCUGCAGGAUCACUGCUGCGUUUUGAACAGCAUUGUUGGAUGGGAAAGUGUCAUUGGCAAGUGGGCCCGAGUGGAAGGAACGCCUAGCGACCCAAACCCCAACGAUCCCUUUGCAAAGAUUGAUAGCGAGACGCUCUUCAGGGAUGGACAACUCACGCCUUCUAUUACUAUUCUUGGUUGUAACGUUACCAUUCCUUCAGAGGUGAUUAUACUGAACUCCAUUGUACUUCCACACAAAGACCUGAACCGCAGCUUCAAGAACCAGAUAAUACUGUGAUUUAUCACCUCGCUUCUCUCCCUGACUGUCACUGAUGAGGAUGCUGUUGGAACUGUCUCACAUCUACUGUAUUCAUGUCAACAUUUGAAUAUCUGGAGCUGUGUUAAACAGCUUUAAAAACAUAGAUUUUCAUACAUUUGUCUUCAAGCCUAAGGAUAAAAAAACAAGGCUAUCCAGGUCAAGGUUUGAAUGUGUCUGUGAAACUCUGGGAGCUGAACAUGUGAAUACAAAUAUAUGUAUAAAUAAAAAUAAUGACAGUCAGAUAAUCAGAUAAGAUAAUAUCUUAUUUAAAUUGCAAUCAAGUGAUGCUUUUUAAAAUAUGCAUAAUGAAUUGGGGUUGGGUUCAGUCAGGCUGGUUAUUACUACUUAUUGCACUUUGAAAAUGAAUAUUUAAACACAACUUUAUAUAAAAAUGCAAACGCUGUAGGCUAUUAGUCCUAAAGACAUGACUGGGUGAUGCAGGUGACGGAGACAGGCAGGGGAAAGUAGAUGAGGGAACUGAAGGUUAUUUGUGUUGUACAAUUCAACAACAAAGUGAUUCAAAGUGCUUUACAGAGACAUUAAAACACCACACAGUAAAAAUAUAAAAAGCAUGAUUUAAAGUUUAAACAAAGAAGCAAUAAAAUAACACAAAAUACAAUUAACAGGAUUCAAACCUGAAGGACUCUAACCCAACAGAAUUAACAGGACUCAAAAAGAAACAUAGAAUAACUAAUGUCUGGGAAAUCAAGACGAUACAUGUGCUAUAUUUCAUUUGUUGGUCUGAUGGAUCAUUAGUGUUUAAACAUUUAGGUUAAUACGGACCAUGAUUAUUCCUAGCACAUGGAAACAAGAUCACUCUUUUUCUCUUUAAUUUUAAAUUCAAAUGCCCCUUGCAACUUUAAUCUUUUGUGUUCAUAUGUAUUAUUGUUUGUAUUCAUUCAGUUAUAAUUCAUGUUUUAUUUGUUUGAAUGAAUCAGUUCUGAUGAAUAAAGAAGUUUCUCAACAAUG
Cololabis saira (Pacific saury) is the source of this 2364-nucleotide messenger RNA. It is a transcript of the gene gmppaa, whose product is annotated as GDP-mannose pyrophosphorylase Aa. Bases 91 to 1374 code for a protein of 427 amino acids. Gene Ontology annotation, biological process: biosynthetic process. Gene Ontology annotation, cellular component: cytoplasm. Lineage: Eukaryota; Metazoa; Chordata; Actinopteri; Beloniformes; Belonidae. Gene Ontology annotation, molecular function: transferase activity. The record is from RefSeq and is a predicted model, not a curated record. The transcript is spliced from 13 exons.